This is a messenger RNA of Peronospora farinosa, 411 nucleotides long. Lineage: Eukaryota; Oomycota; Peronosporomycetes; Peronosporales; Peronosporaceae. The record is from the annotation of a GenBank genome assembly.
AUGCCACUUGAAUAUGCUGGGCUUUUCGGUCGCCUGGGUCACCUUGGUGCAAUCGAGGGCAAGUACAACGUCGCCAUCUCAACUGCUUGUGGCGCGCUUAACAAUUUGGUUGUUGCGACGACUUCGGGCGCGCAAGCUGCUCCUUCCGGACACCAAGCACCGCGACUGUUUAAGUUGGUGAAAGUGAAUGAUGACAAGUACCUGCCAGCGUUUUAUUAUGCCCUGCGUGACACACUGGUGACUAAAGACCUGGAUGAGGCUUCAGCGAUUGCUUAUCAAGGACGCCAAUACAAAUAUCGUGUCGUGACUUUAGACGGACAGUUGGUGGAGAUGUCCGGCGCAAUGUCAGGCGGUGGUGAGAAACUGCGCAUGGAGCAGGGUGUGGCAAAAAAUCACGAAGCAAAUUACUGA